AUGAAUAGAAAAGCUAAAAUUCUGAUACUUCCUGGUGAUAAUUGUGGUCCAGAAGUUGUAGCUGAAGGUGUAAAGGUUUUAAAUUUAAUUUCAAAAACUCGUUCAAAACAUAAUGGCGUGGAAUUUAACUUAACUGAGGCAAAAAUUGGCGGAUGUGCUAUUGAUAGUACAGGCACAUCACUUCCGUCAGAAACUCUUGAAGCUGCUAAAAACUCUGAUGCAAUUCUUCUUGGUGCAGUUGGAGGACCACAAUGGCCAAAACCUAUUGAUCCAAAUAAUCCUUCUAGUGGUUUAGGCCCAAGACCUGAACAAGGUUUAUUGGAUAUUAGAAAGUCACUUGAUUUGUUUGCAAAUUUAAGGCCAUGUUCGUUUGCAAGUGAUUCCUUGGUUGCUUAUUCUCCUUUAAAAGAAAAUAUUGUCAAGGGCACAGAAUUUACUAUAGUUAGAGAACUGGUUGGUGGCAUUUAUUUUGGUGAUAGAAAAGAAGAAGAUGAGAAUGGUCAGGCUUAUGAUAUCCUUCCUUAUUCUGUUGAAGAAGUUAAAAGAAUAACACGUUUGGCUGCUCAUCUUGCCCUUGAAAAAAAUCCUCCUGCAACAAUUCACUCGCUUGAUAAAGCAAAUGUUUUGGCUACAUCAAGACUUUGGCGCCGUGUAGUUACUGAAACAUUAAAAAAUGAAUUUCCUAAUGUCCCUUUUAAGCAUCAUUAUAUUGAUGCUGCUUCAAUGUUCUUAGUUAAAAGUCCAACUAUAUUGAAUGGAAUUAUUCUUACGGAAAAUUUAUUUGGUGAUAUUUUGAGUGAUGAAGCAAGUGUUAUUCCCGGUAGUUUAGGAUUGUUGCCUUCUGCUAGCUUAAAUGGGUUACCUGACGGGAAAAGUAAAUGUCUUGGUUUAUAUGAACCAAUUCAUGGCUCUGCUCCUGAUAUUGCUGGUAAAGGUAUAGUUAACCCUAUUGCAACCAUUCUUAGUAUUGCAAUGAUGUUACGUUACUCUUUACAUUUGGAACGUGAGGCAAAAGCUGUAGAAGAUGCAGUACGUAAAGUAUUAGAUGAUGAAGACUUUGGCGGAUUUGGUUUUCGUACGAAAGAUUUAGGUGGUAAUAAAACCACUGUUGAAAUUGGUAACAAAGUAGUUGAAGUACUUGAAGGAUAUUUAGAAGGAAUAAAUUCAGAAGAUCGCAUUUUAAAUGUAAAUCCAAAGCGCAAUUUGAUUUUUGAAAGGCCUUCUGGACGUAGAGGAAUGACAAUUUGUGAAAAAAUCAUCACGCAUUCUGCUAUUGGUUUACAACCACCUGGAGAUGUUAAACCAGGUGAUAUGAUUUGUGUCUCUGUUGAUUGGACUUUAGCUUCGGAGCUUACUUGGAAAGGAAUGGAAAAAACUUAUGAUAUUAUGGGUAGACCAAGUAUUUAUCGUAAUGACAGGUUUUGGUUAGCUAUUGAUCAUUCAGUUGACCCACGCAUAAAUCAUUUGCCCAAGCCUAAAGGACUUAUCAAAGCAUCUGAGGAAUUUGCUAAAGAAGCUAAAUUGGUUGAUUUCUACAAACCAAAUCAUACAAUAUUACACACAGAAUUUUAUCGUGAAAGAGCUCAACCAGGUCAAAUGAUUAUCGGUGCUGAUUCACAUACUUGUUCAGCAGGUUCGGUAGGCGCAUUUGCUGUUGGAUUAGGUGCAGCUGAUGUGGUUAUGCCCAUGAUAACAGGCGAGACAUGGUUUAAAGUGCCUGAAACAGUUGAAAUAAAAUUUAUAGGCAAACCUAGAUUUGGUAUUGGUGGUAAAGAUACAAUUUUACAUGUACUUGGUGAACUUAAAAGAAAUACGGUGGCAUUUGAAAGAGCUGUUGAGUAUACAGGACCCGGGCUUCAAUAUCUUUCAUGUGAUGGAAGAUUUGCCAUUUCUAAUAUGGCGACAGAAUUUGGAGGUAUAGCAGGUGUUUGUGAAGCUGAUGAAAUCACAGCAGCGUUUAUUGCAAAACGAAAAAAUCCUUCACAUAAAAAUUCAGCAUUAUAUUUUAAGGCAGACCCUGAUGCACAAUAUGCAGAAACUCACAUCAUAGAUUUAUCAAAAAUCGAACCUUUAGUUGCAUUGUACCCAUCACCUGAUAAUGUUGUAAAGGCUAAAGAAGUUGAAGGCAAAAAACUUGAUGGGGUAUUUAUAGGAGCAUGUACAACAGCAGAAGAAGAUUUAAUUUUAGCAGCAAUGGUAUUAGAACAAGGAUUAAAGAAAGGAUUAAGACCAACCAUAACAGGGAUAAGAAAAGUCACUCCAGGCAGUUUGCCAAUUGUAGCAAAAUUAAAAAGAUUAGGAUUAUUAAAAAUUUAUGAACAAGCUGGUUUUGAAAUUGGAGCACCAGGAUGUUCAUAUUGUAUUGCAGUUGCAGCAGAUCAUGCAGGAGAAGGUGAGAUUUGGCUUAGUAGUCAAAAUCGUAAUUUCAGAAAUAGAAUGGGAAAAGGGGCUAUUGGAAAUUUAGCAUCAGCUGCUACAGUGGCAGCAUCAUCCUUUGAAAUGUCAGUUAAAGAUCCAACAGAUCUACUUAAUAGUGUUGAUGUAAAAAAAUAUAAAGAAUAUCUUAACGAAUGGUUAGAUAAAAAAGGUUCGAUUACUAUUUCUGAACCAAAUCCUAUUUUGCAAGGUUCAAACAAUUUAUCAGAAGGUUCAUCAGAAGGUCCAUCAGCUAAUUCAUCGGCAGAAGCAGAAACUUUGCCAACAAUGAUCAAAGGUAAAGUUCAAAGAUUUGAAGAUAAUAUUGACACUGACGCAAUUAUACCAGCACAAUUUAUGCCAGGCACAAGUGACGAAGACUUGGGCAGCCAUGCAUUUCAAUAUGUCAAACCAGAUUUUGUACAAAAAGUUAAGGAUGGUUUAGACAUUGUAGUUGCUGGUGCGGGAUUUGGAUCAGGUAGUUCCAGAGAAGAAGCUCCUAGAGCCUUAAAAGGUGCAGGAAUUAAAGCUGUCAUUGCAAAAAGUUAUGCUUAUAUUUAUAGUAGAAAUCAGCCGAAUAUGGCACUUUUAGGUAUUACAGUAGACGAUGAUGAAUUUUAUGAAUUGGCACAAGAAGAGGAGGAAGUAACGAUUGAUGUUAAGAAUCGAAAAGUUAUUUGUUGCGAGAAGGAAUUUAAAUUCAGAUUAUCUUUGAUGGAAGAGAGAUUGAUUGCAGCUGGUGGGGUAACAAAAAUGUAUGAAAAAUACGGAAUUAAAUUAUUUAGAGAAGCUGUGGCUAAUAACGAACAGAUUGGUAGUUGUGGAA
Messenger RNA from Entrophospora candida, 3241 nucleotides. The record is from the annotation of a GenBank genome assembly. NCBI's taxonomy places the organism in Eukaryota, Fungi, Glomeromycota, Glomeromycetes, Entrophosporales, Entrophosporaceae.